CGCGUCGCUCGCCCCUGACUAUUCAGCCACUCGCCAAUGUCUACCACGUCCUCCCCUACCUCCAGCCCACCCGUGUCGACGGCGAGUCGGGCCAUGACGCCGCCCUGGCAGCCACUUCGUCUCGAGGAUGCGUGGAAGGCGCUGCCGUUUGCGGAUGUCGACGAGCUCCCGCGCUCGGGCGCCACCGAUGAUGAGGCCACCAAACGCACGUCUGAGGAAGCUAUCCAAGUCGAUGCCAACGAAAGGCGUGUGCGCUUUGGCGUGGACACGGUCGCUGAGUAUUCUGUGCAAGUGCCCGAUGUCGCUGCUGAAGGUGCGGAGUUUCCCGACGCCUCUACUGAGAUUGCCAUGUUUACGCACCGCCUAGAAGAAGACGUGCUUCGGUUCGCACCGAUGGACAUCGACGAGCCCGCGGUCAAGGUCGACGCUAAGAGCGCCAAGAAAGCCAUACUAUCGACAGAUGUGGCCGCCCUUACCUCCAAGCCCUCGCACCCACACACGGCCUCCGGCGCGCUCAAGAACCCCAUCUUGGAGCCCGAAGAACACACCUUCAAGCCCAAGAAAAAGAAGACCCGCCCCGUCUCCCUCUCCAACCCGCCGCUCCUCGACUACAUGUGCCGCUGCGACGACUGCGCGGCGAGGCGCGCGGAGUUCCUGCAGACGAUCGGGCGGCGCACGGUGCGCUGGGACGAGUGGCCGUGGUACAUGGUUGGGGACGGGUAUGGGACGUGGUAUGAGGAGGAGGCUUGGGCAGCAACCUUAGUCGUGAACCGGCACAGCAGCGUCCUGGCGAUUAUCAUGAGCUUGAGCCAGUCCAAGGCGCUGCUUUACAAGCCGCACUGGCAUCACCUCGCCCUUCUCGGAUGUCGCCUCAAAUCAUGA
This is a messenger RNA of Schizophyllum commune H4-8, 882 nucleotides long. RefSeq lists its product as uncharacterized. The record is from RefSeq and is a predicted model, not a curated record. Lineage: Eukaryota; Fungi; Basidiomycota; Agaricomycetes; Agaricales; Schizophyllaceae. The transcript is spliced from 4 exons. The coding region runs from base 37 to 882 and encodes 281 amino acids.